This is a messenger RNA of Telopea speciosissima, 1709 nucleotides long. Its product is annotated as L10-interacting MYB domain-containing protein-like. The record is from RefSeq and is a predicted model, not a curated record. NCBI's taxonomy places the organism in Eukaryota, Viridiplantae, Streptophyta, Magnoliopsida, Proteales, Proteaceae. The transcript is spliced from 5 exons. The coding region runs from base 194 to 1576 and encodes 460 amino acids.
UUUUCCCAAUCCCCAAAUUCGAUUUCAUGUGAACUAUGUUUCCGCAACAAUAUGGAUUGAAUGGAAACCAGGGUUUCUCGGCAUUAGUUGGCAUUCCCACAAACAAGCCCCUACUCCUCCUUAUCCCUGGAUAAGCAUAUUCGUCCUUCACCAUUCACUAUUCACAUCUUCUACUUGUCGAACAGGUGAAGCAAUGGAUGGCGAGCACCCAAGCAGUGGUGACCGUUCGAGGACAAGUUGGACACCACCAAUGGAUCGUUACUUCAUUGACCUUUUAAUAGACCAAGCACAUAGGGGGAAUAGAAUUGGUAACUUAUUCAGCAAACAAGCAUGGAAAGAUAUGAUUUCCUUGUUCAAUGCAAAUUUUGGAUUUCAAUAUGAUACAGACAUUCUGAGAAACCGGUACAAAAGUCUGAGGAAGCAAUACAAUGACAUAAAGAUCCUUCUUCAACAGAAUGGGUUUUGGUGGGAUGAAACCCGACAAAUGGUAGUGGCUGAUGAUUGCAUCUGGAAUGAUUACAUCAAGGCACACCCAGAUUUGCGACCUUACAAAACGAAAAUUGUACCGUUCUAUAAUGAUUUGUGCAUGAUAUAUGGACAUUCAAUUGCUGAUGGAAGAUACAGUCUAUCAUGUCAUGAUGUUGACAUUGACUUUGAAGAGAAGGAGAUCGAUACCCAACCCCCUGCCAGUGAUGAUCGUUCAAAGAUUGAUUGGACACCGACAAUGGACAAUUACUUUGUUGAACUCAUGCGAGACCAGGUGCAUAAAGGGAAUAAGAUUGGUAACACAUUCAAGAAAAAAGCAUGGAUGCACAUGAUCACAUCAUUCAAUACGAAAUUUGGAUUUCACUAUGAAAAGGAUGUCCUGAAAAAUCGGUACAGAGGUUUGAGGAGGCAAUACAGUACUAUAAAGGUUCUUCUUGGCCAAAGUGGGUUUGGCUGGGACAAAUCACGGCAAAUGAUUUUUGCUCAUGAUAACGUUUGGGAUGAUUAUAUCAAGGCACACCCGACUGUGAGAGUGUACAGAAAUAAAAUCAUCCCAUACUAUAAUGGCUUAUGUGUGAUUUGUGGAGAUGCAACUGCUGAUACAGAGCAAACUCAUCUGGAUCACGAUGUAGAUCUUGACAAUGACGUCCAUAGGAAUGAAGAAGUAUCAUGGGAUCCCCAACCUUUGACAUUGCCUAUUUGUGAUGAAAAUCCUGUGGAUAAUACACUACAGGAUUCGUUACAUUCAGGGAGGGAAAUGGACUCGUCUGAACAAAGUAAGCGUCAAUCCGACAUGCCAUCAACCUCUCUACAUUCUAAAAAGCCAAGGAGGACCUCAGAUGAAGGUAUGGCAGAUGCUCUUCAUGAGAUGGCUGUCACAGUUGCAUCAAUCUCAAGUAAGAAGAAAGAGAAUGAUGACUCCAUUUUAACAGAAAAAGUAAUUGAAGUUCUUCAGGCCAUACCAGACAUAGAUGAAGACCUCUUACUGGAUGCCUGUGAUCUUUUAGAAGAUGAAGUAAAAGCAAAGACAUUUUUGGCAUUGGAUGCUAAAUUACGAAAGAAGUGGUUGACGAGGAAGCUUCGUCCAUAGUGUUCUUAUUGUAUGUCAGUUUUGGAUGUCUAAGAUCUUUUGACUGCAGUAAUGUACAUUGUUUUUUAGCCAUGCAUGUAUAGGUGCAUCAAUGUGAUCUCUUGUUGCAGGCUUUGGAUAUUUGUGAUCUGUC